Carica papaya (papaya) is the source of this 1172-nucleotide messenger RNA. Lineage: Eukaryota; Viridiplantae; Streptophyta; Magnoliopsida; Brassicales; Caricaceae. The record is from RefSeq and is a predicted model, not a curated record.
UAUUUAAUGGGAUGGCAGAGUGAAAAAGGGAUCACAGAUGGUGAGAUAUUGGUCAGUGUGGGAAGUGUCAAUUUAGUUUAAUGAAUUUUCAGAUCUUACACUUUUAAAAAAGACAAAAAGCCCGUACAGCAUGUCUGCUAAAUUUACAGACCUUUCUAGCACAUUUAACCAGCUCAAAUUACCCCUAUUAUAUUGUACAUGUACAUAAUCUUUUCUUCCUCCACGCCUAAAAGAGAAUCUCCACCAUUAAAACCUUCUUGUCUUCAUUCCCCAAGCAAAACCCUAAAUGGCCCCAAAUCCAACUAAAUAUAUUUAUCAUUCAUAUUGAGUACAUACACAUAUACAUAUAUAUUCUCUCUCGGUAUCAUCAUCUUCUUUAGUUUUGACAACAAUGGACCUAGAAGAGAAAGUCUCCAUGGACCUGCAAGCUCCACAACCAGAGCAUCUUUGCUAUGUGAGAUGCAACUUCUGCAGCACUGUUCUUGCGGUUGGGAUUCCAUGCAAAAGAUUGCUGGAUACUGUGACAGUGAAAUGUGGUCACUGCAGUAAUCUCUCAUUUCUCAGCACUAGACCUCCACUUCAAGGCCAAUGUUUUGAUCACCAAAUGAGCCUAAGCCUUCAGAAGCAGAGUUUUUGUAGCGACCUGAAGAGGGGCCAGUCAUCAUCGUCUUCAUCAUCCACGUCGACGACAUCUAGUGAACCAUUGUUCCCCAAGGCACCUUUUGUCGUGAAACCACCUGAGAAGAAACACAGGCUUCCAUCUGCUUACAAUCGAUUCAUGAAGGAGGAGAUACAGCGUAUCAAAGCUGCCAACCCGGAGAUACCACACCGAGAGGCUUUUAGCACAGCAGCUAAAAAUUGGGCAAGGUACAUUCCAAAUUCGUCAAGUACUGGAUCUGUUUCUGGAAGCAGCAACGCAGGUUUAGAGCUUGGAGGGAUGAAGUAGCAUGUCGCAGUUGGACAGAUACGUACGGCGGGAUCAGCGGUAAACCCAGAUUGAUGCUGAUCAUGAGCUUUCAACAUUAAUUAUAAUUAGCUGGUUUAGUUUAGAUUAAUUAACUUGAAACUUGUUUUUCUCGUCAGAUAUAUGAUAUUAUAUCAUGCAUGUUUAGUUUUUCCUGUGCCAUUUGAACUGGGCAUGUAUGUCAAAUUAAGUUUCCUAUAUUAUUUGA